Molecule: messenger RNA, 1277 nt
Organism: Raphanus sativus (radish)
Lineage: Eukaryota; Viridiplantae; Streptophyta; Magnoliopsida; Brassicales; Brassicaceae
Product: ACT domain-containing protein ACR12
Exons: 10
Coding region: 263-1159 (298 amino acids)
Cellular component (GO): chloroplast thylakoid membrane; chloroplast stroma
Source: RefSeq, a predicted model, not a curated record
AAGAAACGUCAGCAACCAAAUAAAAUCGUCCCAUUCUAAUACUAUUUUUGAAUAGCAAUUUGCAGAGUUUUAAAAUUAAUUACUCUUAGAAACAUACAAGAACUCUUUUAGAUUAGUAGUAGAUGGUACACAAUAGGUGGUGGACCAUCACGUCAUACAUGAGCAGAUUCAGCACUCCAUCCAUAGGAUUUAUAGUGUGAGUGUGUGACACUUGGGAGGAGGAAGAAAGAUAAAGAAAGCAAGAAUCUCUGUUUCAACUUCAAUGGCACUCUUGAAUGCUAUCUUCUCUGUUACUCAUUUUACUUCUUCUUCCGUCAUCAGCUGUCAGUCUCGUUUUCCCGCUCAAAUUUCACCUCCAGAUCUAUCGCCUGUUUGCUUCAGUGAUCGUCGUCACAAGUUCGUCCAAGGUGUAACGCCUCUAUCAACGAGGAGCACAAGAAACCGCGUAUAUGCUUCAAUUAACAAAACUGAUGCCACUACUCCAUCUUAUCUGAAAUUGGAAGAUGAUGAUGAGGAGGAGGACUUGGUUCCAAAGCCAAUGGUUUUGAUAGACCAGGAUGCUGACCCUGAAGCUACUAUUGUUCAACUCAGUUUUGGUGAUCGUCUCGGGGCUCUCAUCGACACAAUGAAGGCACUGAAAGAUUUGGGAUUGGAUGUAAUAAAAGGAACUGUCACAACUGAAGGAUCCGUUAAGCAGACUAGAUUUUCUAUUACAAAACAAGACACUGGUCGGAAAGUGGAAGAUCCUGACUCGUUGGAGCAAAUUCGGUUAACAAUCAUCAACAAUCUCUUAAAAUACCAUCCGGAAUGCAGUGAGCAACUUGCAAUGGGUGAGACUUUUGGAAUAAAGGCUCCUGAAAAGAAGAUUGAUGUCGACAUCGGGACUCACAUACAUGUGAAAGAAGAUGGACCAAAGAGGAGCCUGCUAUGCAUAGAGACAGCAGACAGGCCAGGUCUGGUCGUGGAGAUGAUAGAAAUGAUGGCAGAUAUCAACAUAGAAGUGGAAUCCGCAGAGAUAGACACUGAAGGUCUGGUUGCGAAAGACAAAUUUCACGUAAGCUACCAAGGGCAAGCGCUAAACAGUUCCUUGUCAGAGGUGUUGGUGAACUGUCUGCGUUACUUCCUGAGAAGGCCUGAAACUGACAUCGACAGCUAUUGAAAAAAACUGCUCUUUCUUCUUUUCGAAAUCUCGUCUGUUGUGAUCUAUCAAGUCUUGUGUAUUGAAUAUAAUGUGGAAACGCGUAAUAAUACCAUGCUAACUCUUUUCAGUCUGAUAA